AGCUGUUUUAGACUUGAGGAAGUCAACGAUCUUUUUUUCUGAAGUUUAAGUGAAAACACAUCAAGAAAGGUAUUUCUUUUUGAAAACUAUUGGUCCUUCAGAUCCCCUAUUUUGCACUCUCUCAUUGGCUUUCUACGCUGUGUGGUAGAACUCCUGUCCACGUCUCCCUUUUCUCUUCGCACUUCUGCAUAUACGCACUCAGGCUACAUCGCCAAGUGGAAGAAGGGAAACUGGCUGCGAAGGAUUUGUGUUACAGGCUGCUUCUCUCCCAAAAGCAAUCUCUCCUGUUCUCAUUUCCUUUUGCGCGAUCUUCUAUUGUGGCCUAGUUUUUCCUUCCCUAAUCAACAUUAAUUGAUCGCUUUUUCUUGUUUCUCGUAAAUUGCUUUGCGACUCCUGCUCGAAGAUUAGGUCGCUCUUCUUGUCCAUCUUCGUGUCAAAAGCGUUUCCCCUGCUUGCCUGCCUACUCCUUCAGAUCGCGUUAGCACCAUCAUCAUGUCGACGGAGAUCUUAGACAUUGACGAGCAUUUGGCCACGCUCAACAGAUGCGAGAAUGUGAAGGAGGCCGAUGUGAAGCACCUUUGCGACAAGGCAAAGGAGAUCUUCACGAGUGAGGAGAACGUGCACAAGAUUCCCGCACCAUGCACGAUCGUCGGCGACAUUCACGGGCAGUUCUACGACCUUUUAGAGCUGUUCCGCGUCGGUGGCGAGAUUCCCGACACGAACUACGUAUUCAUGGGCGACUUUGUAGACCGGGGCUACCACAGUGUGGAGUCGUUUCUUAUGCUGCUCGUCCUUAAGAUCAAGUACUCGCGCCGGGUGGCGCUGGUACGCGGUAACCACGAAUCCCGCCAGAUUACCCAGGUGUACGGCUUCUACGACGAGUGCCUGCGAAAGUACGGCAGCGUGAAUGUGUGGCGCUACUGCACCGAGGUGUUCGAUCUGCUCCCGCUCGCGAGCGUGGUGGAAGGCAAAAUCUUUUGCGUGCACGCUGGUCUUUCGCCGUCCAUCCAGACCGUUGAUCAAAUGCGCUCGAUUCGACGCAACUGCGAGGUGCCACACGAGGGCGCGAUGUGCGACUUGCUGUGGUCCGAUCCGGAGGACAUCGACGGCUGGGGUCUGUCGCCGCGUGGCGCGGGUUACCUGUUUGGCGGCGACGUGGUGCGCCAAUUCAACGAGACGAACAAGUUAGACCUCAUCUGCCGCUCCCAUCAGCUGGUCAUGGAAGGGUACAAGGCCAUGUUCAAUGACACUCUCGUGACGGUUUGGUCUGCACCGAACUACUGCUACCGCUGCGGUAACGUUGCGUCAAUUCUUGAGCUGGACGAGCAUUUGAACAAGAACUUCAAGAUUUUCGAGGCAGCACCUGCGGAGGCACGCGAAAGUGGGCAGAGGAACGAAGUGCCUGAGUACUUUCUUUGA
Leptomonas pyrrhocoris is the source of this 1419-nucleotide messenger RNA. Its product is annotated as putative Protein phosphatase 2A catalytic subunit putativeprotein phosphatase 4 catalytic subunit. Gene Ontology annotation, cellular component: nucleus; cytoplasm. The transcript has a single exon. The record is from RefSeq and is a predicted model, not a curated record. Bases 493 to 1419 code for a protein of 308 amino acids. Gene Ontology annotation, biological process: double-strand break repair via homologous recombination; peptidyl-serine dephosphorylation. NCBI's taxonomy places the organism in Eukaryota, Euglenozoa, Kinetoplastea, Trypanosomatida, Trypanosomatidae. Gene Ontology annotation, molecular function: protein serine/threonine phosphatase activity.